Messenger RNA from Arabis nemorensis, 1080 nucleotides. NCBI's taxonomy places the organism in Eukaryota, Viridiplantae, Streptophyta, Magnoliopsida, Brassicales, Brassicaceae. The record is from the annotation of a GenBank genome assembly.
AUGGAAACCAAAAUCAUCCCCAAAUCGAUGGUCGCCGGAGUACAGACCGUCAUCCCUGUGGAAGUGACACAACACCGGGAAGUACGUUCUAUAUCAGUCGGAGAUCCCGUCAGAGUAGGAAUAUUCCGGCGAGCAUUGAACAUGGUUACGUAUUACAAGCAAGAAGGUGAUGAUAGUGGGUGGUUAGCCGCCGGAUGGAUAAAGGAGUCGUUAGGAAGAGCCUUGACCGAGCAGCCAAUGCUUUCCGGUAGGGUACGGAGGACGGAGGCGGUGGAUGGUCUUGAGGUGGUGGCUAACGACUGUGGCGUUAGGUUGGUGGAGGCUAUGUUUAAGGCGAGUUUGCCGGAGUUUCUUGAAAUGGUGAAGAGAGACAAAAACAGAGCUGAAGCAGAGACUGUCUUUUGGAGAGAUAUUGAUGAACUUGAUCCUCAAUUCUCUCCAUUGCUUUAUGUUCAGGUGACUAAUUUUGAGAGUGGUGGAUACUCAAUUGGGAUAAGCUGCAGUAUCUUAAUAGCUGAUCUCAUCCUUGAAACAGACUUUUUGACAAAAUGGGCUCAAAUCCAAAGCUCUUUAGCUCAUUCCCAAACCACACUCAAACCAAUCUUUUACCUCCCUUCUCUCAAGCAAAACUUUGGUAAUUUCAUUGAACUCUCUAAGUCAGCCUCGGUUCUCGAUCGCAGUGAACUCGUCGCUGUCUUCCAGUUCCAAACAUGCCCGAAAAAUUCGCUAUCCUGCAUGAGAAAAGCUGUUAAUGGAACUUGCAAAAAAGCGAGUCCCGAUGUUUUCUUGUUCGUCAAGGAACAAGGCGUAAGUGAAAAUAGUACUGGAUGUGACGGUAUGAAGGUAGAGAUACAUUCGAGUACUGAACCGUUUAGCGACUGCGAUUGUGAUCGCGGUGGCGAUUUGGAGGAGACAAAUGUUGGAGUACUUGAUAAGAAAUUAGCGUUUGGGGAAAAACUUAAAGGUACUUCAUGUUGGAUUGGGUCUGUCUCAAAAGGGGUUGUGUUUGUUGCCCAAUCUACUUUUGGAGAUGAUGACAAGUCGGUUGCCAAAUUUAUCGUUGCAUUACCAAAAGAGUAG